CUGGGAUGAGUUAUUGAUCAUUUUUGUAUAUACACAUUUUAUUCUCUCAGUUGUUCCUUUGGCUCUCCGCCAAAAGCAACAACUGCAUUCAAAGGGAGAGGGCUAAAAAACAAUGUGCCAUCAUUAACAUGGUUUCACUUCCAUUUUCAAUCUUCUCCAUACUCAGAAAUCAUAGUACAUAGAUUAGAUAGCUCCUUUUAUUCUUCAUAAACUCACUGUCACCCUUUCGGUUUGUUUAUCCCUUUGUUUUGAGUUUCGGAGGUCACAAUAACAUGGCCUGCACCGAAAACAGACAACCGAAGGUUCCUGUUUUCCUCUGUUUCUUCUCAUUUAUGUUUGUUGCCACCGUUUUGUUGAAUUGCGACCGGGUUUCGGGGCAGACAUCCUCUGUUUUUGCCUGCGAUGUUGCGAAGAACCCGGCUUUGGCAGGUUAUGGAUUCUGUGACAAGUCACUCUCGCUGGAGGACAGGGUCGCUGACCUGGUGAAGAGGCUCACAUUGCAAGAGAAAAUCGGAAGCUUGGUGAAUUCCGCGACCAGUGUGAGUAGACUCGGCAUUCCCAAGUACGAAUGGUGGUCUGAGGCACUUCAUGGAGUCUCCAACGUUGGACCUGGGACCCACUUCUCAAGUCUGGUUCCUGGAGCCACUAGUUUUCCUAUGCCCAUUCUCACUGCGGCAUCAUUCAACGCUUCUCUCUUUGAGGCCAUUGGAAGGGUGGUUUCAACAGAAGCCCGAGCAAUGUACAAUGUGGGGUUGGCUGGUUUGACAUAUUGGUCACCAAACAUAAACAUAUUCAGAGAUCCCAGAUGGGGAAGAGGACAAGAGACACCAGGGGAAGACCCUUUGCUAAGUAGCAAAUACGCAACGGGAUACGUGAAAGGUCUUCAACAAACUGAUGAUGGAGACUCCAACAAGCUCAAGGUUGCUGCUUGUUGCAAACACUAUACAGCCUAUGAUUUGGAUAACUGGAAAGGCAUUCAGCGUUACACCUUCAAUGCUGUGGUGACACAACAAGAUAUGGAUGAUACAUUCCAACCACCGUUUAAGAGCUGCGUGAUUGACGGGAAUGUUGCCAGUGUCAUGUGUUCCUACAACCAGGUUAAUGGUAAACCAACCUGCGCAGAUCCUGACCUCCUUAAGGGGGUUAUCCGAGGCGAAUGGAAAUUAAAUGGAUAUAUAGUUUCUGACUGUGACUCAGUAGAAGUGCUUUUCAAAGAUCAGCACUACACCAAGACUCCUGAAGAAGCUGCAGCCGAAACCAUUCUGGCAGGGUUGGAUUUGAACUGUGGAAAUUAUCUUGGCCAAUACACAGAAGGGGCAGUGAAGCAAGGGCUAUUGGAUGAAGCAUCCAUUAACAAUGCUGUCUCAAACAAUUUUGCCACAUUGAUGCGUCUUGGUUUCUUUGAUGGCGAUCCAAGCAAGCAAACUUAUGGUAACCUUGGUCCAAAUGAUGUAUGCACUUCAGAGAACCGGGAGCUCGCCCGUGAAGCAGCAAGACAAGGGAUUGUGUUGCUUAAAAAUAGUCUGGGAUCAUUGCCUCUCAAUGCCAAAGCCAUUAAAUCAUUGGCAGUUAUAGGGCCCAAUGCUAAUGCUACCAGGGUCAUGAUUGGAAACUACGAAGGCAUUCCUUGCAACUAUAUAUCACCCUUGCAAGCACUAACAGCCUUAGUUCCUACGAGCUAUGCUGCCGGCUGCCCCAAUGUGCAAUGUGCGAAUGCAGAGUUAGAUGAUGCCACACAGAUAGCAGCAUCUGCAGAUGCAACAGUGAUUGUAGUUGGUGCAAGUCUAGCUAUAGAGGCAGAAAGUCUUGACAGAAUUAACAUUCUUCUUCCAGGACAACAGCAACUUCUAGUGAGUGAAGUUGCUAAUGCAUCCAAGGGACCUGUGAUUCUUGUCAUAAUGUCUGGUGGGGGCAUGGAUGUGUCCUUUGCUAAAUCUAAUGAUAAAAUCACAAGCAUCCUAUGGGUUGGCUACCCUGGCGAAGCUGGUGGAGCUGCCAUAGCUGAUGUGAUUUUUGGGUUUUAUAAUCCAAGUGGAAGGCUACCCAUGACAUGGUAUCCACAAUCAUAUGUAAACAAGGUGCCAAUGACAAACAUGAACAUGAGGGCAGAUCCUGCGACAGGUUACCCUGGUAGAACAUACAGAUUUUAUAAAGGGGAAACUGUUUUCUCUUUUGGAGAUGGAAUAAGCUUCUCAAAUAUUGAGCACAAAAUAGUUAAAGCACCUCAAUUGGUGUCUGUUCCUCUAGCAGAAGAUCAUGAAUGCCGUUCCUCAGAAUGCAUGUCACUUGAUGUUGCUGAUGAGCAUUGCCAAAACUUGGCCUUCGAUAUUCACCUUGGGGUUAAGAACAUGGGGAAAAUGAGCAGUAGCCAUGUAGUGUUAUUGUUCUUUACUCCUCCUGACGUGCAUAAUGCUCCUCAGAAACACUUGUUGGGUUUUGAGAAAGUGCACUUGCCAGGAAAAUCAGAAGCACAGGUUAGGUUCAAGGUAGAUAUUUGCAAGGAUUUGAGUGUGGUUGAUGAACUUGGCAAUAGGAAAGUUCCACUGGGACAACAUCUGCUUCAUGUCGGAAACUUGAAGCAUCAAUUAAGUGUGAGUGUUUGAAACAAGUCUUCAAAUCAUCUUCACUAUUUUUUUUUUCCUUUUUUCCUCCCUGGUUUCCUUAAAAGAAUUCUUCUAGGGAACCAGAAAUAAGUCGGAGGAAACUGUAACAAAAUUCUCUGAUUUGUAUUAUCAUAUUCAAAUCACAAAUUUGGAAACAAAAUCAAAUUUUGAUUAGAGCCCACAUUAUAUGAUUUGACAACGUAAAA
Molecule: messenger RNA, 2809 nt
Organism: Glycine soja
Lineage: Eukaryota; Viridiplantae; Streptophyta; Magnoliopsida; Fabales; Fabaceae
Product: beta-xylosidase/alpha-L-arabinofuranosidase 1
Exons: 7
Coding region: 273-2603 (776 amino acids)
Biological process (GO): xylan catabolic process; arabinan catabolic process
Cellular component (GO): plant-type cell wall
Molecular function (GO): xylan 1,4-beta-xylosidase activity; alpha-L-arabinofuranosidase activity
Source: RefSeq, a predicted model, not a curated record